AGGCAAUCAACUACCAAAAAUUCAAUAAUUAUAAAUUGGUGGCCACCUAUCCUAACAGCCAUGGAAGUGGGCACCAUCGAUGAAUAGAGGAGAGGACAAUGUCGUGAAGGACUGAUUAUGUCAGCGAUAGGUCAACCGUCAACCGCAGGGCAAGGUUCUUCUGUCAAUGAGCAAGAUCACCAAGUAUUACUUAGAGAUGUAUCCUUUCUUCUCAGCUACAAUUGGUCCGCGACAGAAGUAAUU
Molecule: messenger RNA, 243 nt
Organism: Linum tenue
Lineage: Eukaryota; Viridiplantae; Streptophyta; Magnoliopsida; Malpighiales; Linaceae
Source: the annotation of a GenBank genome assembly